AUGUUGAUACACGAUGGUGAUACCUAUCUUUGGACCGGUUCCUUGGCUGAUUUAACGCGCUUUGUUGAUAAAAUUUUUAAUUUUACAGGGAAGUGGAGCUCUCCAGGAGGCGAAGCGAAGCUGUUUUGUGCUACAAAGUCUGACUUUGUUAUUAAAUGGUUUGGCUGGCAGUCCCAGAAACUUGUGAUUCAAGUAGACAGUGCUGAGAACUUUUUAACACAGAAGUUUGAGAGGUUGGUGAAAAAGAGUAAAGGAAACAAAGCUGAUAGCAAGAAUGGUACUGAUGGAGCGAUUGUUGGCGAUGGCGAUACAGAACAUCCUGAUGUACUGGAUGUAUGUAAAUGUUCCUGCUCUGUUGAUCUAGAGGGCUUGAAGCUUGAAAUAACAAUUUUACAAGCGCGAUUAUCUGCCGCAAUUUCCAAAAAUGAGCUUGAGUUAGAUAUUGAUCUGCUCAGAGUUAAACAGAAAGAAUCGGAAGCCGCUAUAAGACGCCAAGACGAUGUGAUCUGUGGUCUUAACGAAGAGAAUCAAUUCCUUAAAGCAAGGUUGUUGGCUCUUGAAUAG
Messenger RNA from Paramuricea clavata, 564 nucleotides. The record is from the annotation of a GenBank genome assembly. Lineage: Eukaryota; Metazoa; Cnidaria; Anthozoa; Malacalcyonacea; Plexauridae.